AUGUGCAAGAAGGGAGCGGCAUGCGAGUUUCGCCAUUCCGAAGCAGCGAGGCGGAACCCGCGCGACUGCUACUACUGGAUGAGUUGGGGGUGCAACAAGGCCGACUGCGCCUUCCGCCAUCCGCCUCUAGGCAGGCCGCCUGGCGCAGCUCCCCCGCCCGCGUUCCCCGGGGCGGAGGACAAGUCGCGCACGCCCUGCUUCUUCUUCGCCAGGGGCGCGCAGAGGAGAGAGGGAUGGGUGGUGGGGGCAGAGGUGCGCGAUCAACACUGCCAGCAGGUUCAGCAUUUGGAGUAG
Messenger RNA from Closterium sp. Yama58-4, 294 nucleotides. Lineage: Eukaryota; Viridiplantae; Streptophyta; Zygnematophyceae; Desmidiales; Closteriaceae. The record is from the annotation of a GenBank genome assembly.